CCAUAAAAUUUUGAUAUUUUCGUUUCUUUCCCCUUUAGUUUUAGUUUCGUUCACCCGUGUCCCUCUGUUUCCCGUCUACUCUGAAACUAAUCGAUGAUAAUUUUAAUCUCUCUUGCAUCUCUCUUUUUUGUCAUAAGAUACUGAUAUUUGAUUCCAGAAUUUCCUUUUUCUUACUCGUCGGCGACUUUCCGGUGGUUUCUAUCAUAGAAGGAAAAUGGUGCAGAGCCUUUCAUUAAGCACCUUAACAACCUCCGGAACCACGGCUGUUUAUGGGUCAGAGGUGGUGGGGAGGCGACAUUAUGAGAUAGUUGGGAAAGCCCAUGUGAAAUCUGGGAUUGGUAGACAAUCUCUCUGGCAUGGGUAUGUAUCAAGUUUUUACUUUAAAGGCAACCCCAAUUUGUUAAGGAAAAGAAAUUUGCGGGUUAAAGCCGGUUGGCCAUUUAAAGGAGGUGAUCAGGAGUUGGGUGCAAGCUCAGAGCGUAGUGAGACUGCUAAUGAGGAUAUAUUGAUUUUCUUUUUCCAGCUGGACUUGGCUACGCAAGUGCAGCGUGCUUUGAAUUUGGAAGAGUAUGAAAUUGCCCAGCAACUUAGAAACAAGCUUACUGAGGUUGAAGCAGAAAUACUUAAGCAGAAAGAAGCUAAAAGAGGAUUGUCCUCAAAGAGUGAAGCCCAAGAUAAGGCUAUAAGUAUAGUGCGACUACGUGGAGACCUGCAGAAUGCAAUUGAGACUGAGAAUUAUGCUUUGGCAGCUAAAUUACGGGAUGACAUUUCCAAACUUGAGGCAGAAUCUUUGGCUGCAUCUGCAAAAGCAUUGGCAUAUGAAAAUGCGCAAUAUGCAUUUCGUUUGGGACAGAAAGUUCAGCAUAAAAUUUUUGGUUAUCGAGCUGUAGUUUGUGGGAUGGAUCCAGUGUGCUGUGAAUCAAGUUCAUGGAUGGAAACUGCACAGGUUGAAAAGUUGUCUCAUGGUUCUAAUCAGCCAUUUUAUCAGGUCUUGGUUGAUGUAUAUGCAGACCCCAAUCUACUAGUGGCAUAUGUUCCUGAGGAGAAUCUUUUAGCCCCUGAACAACCAGACUUGAGAAGGUUUGAUCAUCCCUAUAUAUCUUUUCUGUUCUACGGGAUGGAUGCAGCUGGAGAUUUCAUUCCCAUCAAACAGCUUCGUGAGAAGUACAACCGCCCCCGACAUGAAAUUCCCCUCAAUCCAGAAGGCGAUGAAGGUGGAGGCAUCACAGGAAAUAAGGGCUGAUUUUCCUUAGUAGUUUUUAGCAUGGCAUUCCUCGCCAGAACUGCCAUGAAGCAUGUAUAUGGCACUCUUUUCAUGUAUAGCCAAACCAAUGUAUCUUUCCUUUCCUUCUUUUUGGUUCCUCUAAAAGGAAAACUGAUGCCUUCUAAUCAGUAUGUAGAUAAUCAUCAAGUAAACCUCUUGCUGAAAUCAGAGAUUUUCAGGCAUUUUCAUUGGUUUUUCA
Theobroma cacao (cacao) is the source of this 1463-nucleotide messenger RNA. RefSeq names its product uvrB/uvrC motif-containing protein. NCBI's taxonomy places the organism in Eukaryota, Viridiplantae, Streptophyta, Magnoliopsida, Malvales, Malvaceae. The record is from RefSeq and is a predicted model, not a curated record. Gene Ontology annotation, molecular function: DNA binding; protein binding.